AUGUCUUCCAUCAUUUUCGCUGCUCCCAAAAGGAUCUGUAACGAGUGGGAAGUGUUUCUCUCGAGUCUUUGCUUUCAUCUUGAUUGCAGUAUGAGAUAAUCCAGUGACUCUUUUUCAUAGUGAUAGAUGUCAUAAACAAGUAAUUCCUUACAAAUUUGCUAGUUCAAGCGAAGGUCUUAAUUUGACCCGAUCAGAGAGGUGGGUAUAAUUAAGCAAGCUAAUCCAGAAUAACACUCAAGAUAUCAUAAUAAACCUUAUUGUGAUCCUAUGUACUACACCAGAUAAAGGUAAUGGGAACUCAGCUACUCGAGAUGAUUCCAAAGCUGAAACUGGGAGUCCUUGUCCUUCACCAGAUAUUCCUAAUCAAAACAGUGUAACAAUUGGACGUUUCCCUUUUGAUUUUUCUUUUUCACCAUACAUCUCAUCCGGAUGUCUCUAUACUAAUCUAUUAUUGUGUCCUCUACUAGCUACUAUAAAUACCUGCCAUGUCCUCUUAAUUUUACACCUCAAAACAUUCAAAAAAAAAAAAACCUCUACUUCUUAUUAGGUUUCCAUGGCUAUCUCUAAGGCUUUAAUUGUCUCACUUCUCAUCAUCUCCCUUCUCCUUCUCCACCUUGCUGAAGCUGAUCAAAAGACAAGCAACGAAAACACUGUGGCGGCUAAUCUCUCUGGGAAAACUGAUUGCGGGAGUGCUUGUGCUGCUCGGUGCAGGUUGGCGUCUAGGCAGCACCUGUGCAAGAGGGCAUGUGGCACUUGUUGUGCGCGCUGCAACUGCGUUCCACCCGGUACUUCCGGUAACCAGGAGGUGUGCCCCUGCUACGCCACCCUUACUACCCAUGGCGGCAGGCGUAAGUGCCCUUAGAAGUCAAAAUUAACGACGCUAGCCAUCUAUGGAUGGAUUAUUGGUGAUGCCCGUGUCCGUAUGUGUGUGACAAAAAGUUGCUAAAUAAAAUAUAAAAAAUAAAUAAAAGGAGGUACGUCUGGAACUGGGAAUUUAUGCACGAGUUAUGAUGUUGACCUAAUUUGUACUAUUGUGCAAGGACAUAUAGAAGUGAAUGAUGAAACCUUGUAUUUUAUUUUAUCUCUUGUUCCUACCUAGGAAUUUCAAUUUCAAAGUGCAUGCGCACGUUGGAAGUAGAAUAGGGUGUGCCAGUGUGGUAAAUGGUUGAAUAAUUGAAGGGUAAGGAUAUGUUGGUAAUU
This is a messenger RNA of Rubroshorea leprosula, 1200 nucleotides long. Lineage: Eukaryota; Viridiplantae; Streptophyta; Magnoliopsida; Malvales; Dipterocarpaceae. The record is from the annotation of a GenBank genome assembly.